Messenger RNA from Melanotaenia boesemani (Boeseman's rainbowfish), 1869 nucleotides. RefSeq names its product ER membrane protein complex subunit 3 (gene emc3). The record is from RefSeq and is a predicted model, not a curated record. Gene Ontology annotation, biological process: protein folding in endoplasmic reticulum. Bases 382 to 1167 code for a protein of 261 amino acids. Lineage: Eukaryota; Metazoa; Chordata; Actinopteri; Atheriniformes; Melanotaeniidae. The transcript has 9 exons. Gene Ontology annotation, cellular component: EMC complex; membrane.
UUCAUUCAUUUCCCUAGAGUCCAGCGUUAACUCUUGACUGUUUUUUAACAGACGGCAGGUACUAUGGAGCACAGUUUCAGACAGUCAACUUGGACCACCUCCUCCAUCACCACGUGGUGGCGCUGCAGUGGCCACCCGUGCGUUGCGGAUGAACUGCAGAAGCAGAAAUCUCCUCUCAUCCCUAUAGCCAACACAUCGCUAUGGCCGUGGAUGCGAACUGUUAAUGAUAGUUUAAGUUGUUUAAUUACCUCUUCCAGUGCAUGAAUUGUGGCUUUUUCGGGCAGAGAGACGCUGUAUGUGGUGGUCGCUUCGUAGGGACGACUCACCAGUUCUGAACUACUGUGAUCCGGACAUCAGGAAGAAGUUACUCCAUCACUCGGAAUGGCUGAGCCGGAGCUUCUGCUGGACUCAAACAUCAGACUUUGGGUAGUGUUGCCCAUCGUCUUCAUCACCUUUCUUGUGGGUGUGAUUCGACAUUAUGUAUCAAUUCUUCUCCAAAGUGACAAAAAGCUGACAUUAGAACAAGUUUCUGACAGCCAGGUGCUUAUUCGGAGCAGAAUUCUGAGAGAAAAUGGAAAAUACAUUCCCAAACAGUCUUUUUUGAUGAGGAAGUUUUACUUCAAUAAUCAAGAGGAUGGAUUUUUUAAGAAGACCAAACGAAAGGUUGUCCCACCCUCUCCCAUGACAGAUCCCAGCAUGCUGACAGACAUGAUGAAAGGUAAUGUCACCAAUGUGCUUCCAAUGAUCCUCAUCGGCGGCUGGAUCAACUGGACUUUUUCCGGAUUUGUAACAACAAAGGUUCCCUUCCCUCUCACGCUGCGUUUUAAGCCCAUGCUGCAGCAAGGAAUAGAGCUGCUGUCUUUGGAUGCCUCCUGGGUGAGCUCAGCAUCAUGGUAUUUCCUGAAUGUUUUUGGACUUCGAAGCAUGUACUCAUUAAUUUUAGGGCAAGAUAAUGGUGCAGACCAGUCAAGGAUCAUGCAAGAGCAGAUGAGUGGUGCUGCCAUGGCUAUGCCUGCAGAUACAAAUAAAGCUUUCAAAGCUGAGUGGGAGGCACUAGAACUUACUGACCACCAGUGGGCGCUGGAGAGUGUGGAAGAGGAUCUGAUGAGCAGGGAGCUGGACUUUGAUGGCAUGUUCAGCAAGGAGCUGCCCAGCGGCAUUUUCUAAUGACCUAAUCACUACUACUUGGAGCCUUCUGUUUAAAAUUUUGUCAUCGCAGGGAUUUCUUUUUUUUUUUGUUUUUACAAAAAAAAAAAAAAAAAAAAAACAGGGAGAUGAGACAUAUUUCACCAUGUUAUGCAAAGUUUACAAAUUUGUGGUCAUCAUCCAUUCACAUGUAUUCAUCUUUCCAUUCCUGUCCAUAGAAAAUCAAAAUAAGUUGAAUACACAGGCAUGGCUGCUGUCUCGUACAUGUUAGAAUCUUUUGCUUUGCUGUUUCAUCCUUGAGAUAAAGACACAUUGUACUGAAGUGACAAUUUGUUAAUUGAAAUGCAUUAUUAGCUUGCAAAUGUAGGCCAUCAUACUAUUAGGUAAAUUAAUUAAAACUUCCUAGUGCUCCUCUUUUAUGUACAGCUAGUUUAGCUGUUCCUUUUUUUAAAAAUGUAACGUUGAAACAGUAGAACACAAAACCAUUGUACAGGUGUGAAUUAUAUGUAUUUAAUUAAACUCUUAACACUCUUUAAUAGAAUUUGAUCAUUCCAGUUUCAGAUCAGAGGUAGAUCCAUUGUCUGUGUUUGCCUCCAUAAGGUGGCAGACCAUGGACCAGAAGAGGUCACAUUUGUGUGGUUAAAAUAUUAAGUUUUCAAGUAUAUAGACUGUUUUGUAAUGUAAUUCACUUGUGUUUUGUACAGCAUAAAGUCAGUUUUUAUU